GCUUAGGCAGAGUGUAGAGACUUAGAGCAGUUUGAAAGGAAAAGAUGAUAAAAAGGGAAAGAGUUGCAAUUUUGAUGAUGAUUAUGUUAGGUUUUGUGGAGAUUCUAAGUAUUGAGGCAAAACUCCCUUGUGCUGUACAAUGUGGUAUACAAUGUUUUGGUUCAGAAUACUUUUAUCCUGACUGUUUGAAGACUUGUCUUCAACAAUGCAAAAAGGUGCCUGCGAGUGCCUACAAUUGUAUUACAAAGUGUGGCGUCAACAAGACUGUCACUGUUACUAUUGAUGGUCGUGGUCAUGUCACUGACGUCGUUGAUUCUUGCUUGCGAAACUGUCCCAGCUUGGAAGACUAAUUAAUUCCAGAC
Molecule: messenger RNA, 362 nt
Organism: Vigna radiata var. radiata (mung bean)
Lineage: Eukaryota; Viridiplantae; Streptophyta; Magnoliopsida; Fabales; Fabaceae
Exons: 2
Coding region: 45-350 (101 amino acids)
Source: RefSeq, a predicted model, not a curated record